CAUCAUCUUCUCCCCCACAUGCUCGCUAGAGUGGGAGAAGGAAGAGAGAGAGAGAAUCUUUCGUCCUGAAAUAGAGCAAAGUGUCGGCCGUUUCCUCCUGUUCCUAGUUUUGGUACUAACAAUCAUUACAUUCAUUCCUCCUCCCACAACUAACAAUCAGAAGCCGCGCAACACAACAAAAGAGAAGGAAAAAAGAAGCAGCAGAGCAUCUCCACAGAGGUCCAAGUCAUGGGGGACGCCGCCACAAACCAUCCAGUCGUUCUUGCGCCGGGUGAUGUUGGGCAAUCGAACUUAGUCGGAGACACCAACUCGCCCGCCGCGACCGGCGGCGGGUUCGUCGCCCUCGACGUCGGCGCGCUGUCGUCGCUCGCCGGCGCCGGCGGCCCACCGGACACGCCCACGGCAGCCGCACCCCCGCGGACACCCAAGGUGGUGAGGUCGCUGUCGCGGAAGGGCGAAAGGAAGCCGGUCGACGGCGACGCCAAUGGCACCUCCGGUGGUGGUGAGAGGCCGCAACUCUUCGUGCACGUGGCGGCCGGCGACCUCGGGGACGCGAACGGCGCCCGGCUCGUCGUCCACACGCCGAUGGCCGGCACGCCUGGCGGGAAGUCCCGGCGGCUUGGCCGGCGGCCGGCGCCGUGGCUUGACCCCCGGAGGGUGGUCUUCCUCUUUGCCACGCUGUCAAGCGUGGGAACGUUGAUCCUGCUCUACUUCACUCUGUCCAUGAGCAGGACGGGCUCCAGCGGAAGUGGCGCCGGCGCUGUCUUCGAUGCUCGGUGAAACGCCGGCCGUCCAAGGCGAAGAGAUUUCCAUGUUGUUCAGAGAAUUUCCGAACGAGAUGGCUUGCAGAGAUUACAAGGGGUACUGUAAUUCAGGCAUAAAAAGGUGUGGUGCUGUGGAGCCUGGAAGGUCAGAGUGAUCGGCGGUGAGGAGAUUAGGCUGGUUGGGGUUUGAUAGACAAGUCUGCGAUGGUAGUUAUUUCUAUCCUGGUUUCUUUUCUUCUCUCUCUCUCUCUCUCUCUCUCUCUCUCUCUAAUUGCUCAAAAGAAUUACAUGUCGCUUUACAGCGAUAAUACCGAAUUUUCUUGCUGCUGUUGCGCACACAAAUAUACAAAACGUACUUCGAAGAA
Messenger RNA from Phragmites australis (common reed), 1129 nucleotides. RefSeq lists its product as uncharacterized. NCBI's taxonomy places the organism in Eukaryota, Viridiplantae, Streptophyta, Magnoliopsida, Poales, Poaceae. Bases 229 to 780 code for a protein of 183 amino acids. The transcript has 5 exons. The record is from RefSeq and is a predicted model, not a curated record.